AAUGCAAACGGUGCGUUGCUUUGUCUACUUUAUUUAAUCAAAGACUACAUUUCCCGGCAUUCUUUCAUAAUAAUGCGCAUGCGAAUAUUGAAGGUAAUCACAUGACCAGAAGAAGAGGAAAAGCUCUUUCUUCUAAUACGAUCCCUGCGUAUACACUGGGGCUCUAACGCCUCCGACUACAACUUUACAGUUAAAGGAUUUAAAGAUGAAUCUGGAACGGGUUCCUAAUGAAGAGAAGCUGCAGCUGUGCCGGAAGUAUUACCUGGGCGGAUUCGCUUUGCUGCCGUUCCUUUGGCUGGUGAACGUGAUUUGGUUUUUUAAAGAAGCUUUCUUUAAACCGGAAUACAGUGAACAGCCCCGGAUCCGCGGUUAUGUAAAGCGAUCGGCUCUGGGCCUUUUUGUCUGGCUGGUCAUCCUUACCACCUGGAUCAGCAUCUACCAGACAAAGCGCGCCAGCUGGGGGGCAACGGGGGACUACAUUUCAUUCACUAUACCUCUGGGCAUACCCUGAGACUACACUCAUGGAGCACAUUCUCCUAAUACUGCUGGAGAGAUCCUGGGACCACCUGGCAGUGAUACACUGUUCCCUUUGGACUGUUUCUUGGCUAUGGGACUCUUGUCGUGUCAGAGUGCAUAAAGAGAAUGGUCAAUGCUGAUUGGCUACUGCUCUUGCGUGUCACUUGUCAAUAACCCCUUUAAUAAAAGAUACAAAUCUCA
Molecule: messenger RNA, 717 nt
Organism: Bombina bombina (fire-bellied toad)
Lineage: Eukaryota; Metazoa; Chordata; Amphibia; Anura; Bombinatoridae
Gene: PSENEN
Product: presenilin enhancer, gamma-secretase subunit
Exons: 4
Coding region: 206-511 (101 amino acids)
Biological process (GO): Notch receptor processing
Cellular component (GO): gamma-secretase complex
Source: RefSeq, a predicted model, not a curated record